Molecule: messenger RNA, 1803 nt
Organism: Linderina pennispora
Lineage: Eukaryota; Fungi; Kickxellomycota; Kickxellomycetes; Kickxellales; Kickxellaceae
Exons: 3
Coding region: 1-1803 (600 amino acids)
Biological process (GO): negative regulation of transcription elongation by RNA polymerase II
Cellular component (GO): nucleus; NELF complex
Molecular function (GO): RNA binding
Source: RefSeq, a predicted model, not a curated record
AUGUCAUCCAUGUCAUCCAUGGAUGUCGAUGCCAGUAUUUCCAGAGCAAUGAACACUGUUCUGACAGAGACUGAGCGAAAGCAGUUAGCUCAGGAGGAGUCUAAAAAUGAGUUUUCACAACAAGAUGCUAUCAUGGAGCCGACGACAGUGGCAUUUGUAAAUCAGUACCUUGAGGCGGGUGGCGCGCCGUUCAACAUCAUGCACCUGCUAAUGUCGAGCUACGAGGGGCUGGCAGCUAUGGCGAACAUGGUCGCGCACGAUAUUCUCGGGACAUAUGGCGCCGAUGAAAAGACGGCAAUUCUCGAGACGCUGAACAGCAAGAUCGUCGAGAGCUUUGACUAUCAGUCGGCAGAUCGGGAAUUCGAGUCGUCGCAUCCAGCUGCCCGAUUCUGGCGAAAGACAAUCUACCGGCUCAGCGAGCGAUACCCAAAGAGCACGAUGCUCAGUGCGUCGAUACAGUAUAUUGCCGACCAGGGCUAUCAGGCAGAGAUGACAUCGCUCAACUCCGCAUCGCUUCACACCCACGUGUUUUACUCGCUGCUGGCUGAAUGCUUCGAGAAGGUGGCACCCGCAGAUGACGACAUAAUCAAGGAACGCCUACGUGAACUGGUCAAACUGGUGUGUCGGCGCGAGCAGACAUAUGUGGUUGCGCAGUACGUGCUGCGGAAUGUACGGCGGCGGGCUGGUGUUGGUGCCGCAGCACUGGCUCGCAUCGAGGAUGAGCUGGAGGCCGAGAUGCUGGAAUCAUACGGCAGGACCGCAGCUGGUGAUCAAUAUCCGCCUGCUGCUCGAGGGUUUGUGGUGGGCGGCAACGACUCGGUGGCAAACGCAGUGGCAUCGAUCAUCCAGAGCGGACAUGCAGCGCCUGGUGACGUAGUCUCGUUGUACAAGCAGUUCCACGCGGCACAUACCAACAGGGCCGGGGAUGCAGCAUCGAUACCACCAGUGCAUAUACUCCGCAACGACCGCGUGAUGCUACCCAUCAUUGAGCAGGUGUUUGGCCAUUUGUGGCACAGCACGCAGUUCAAUGAGCGCACCGAUCUGAUGGAUAAAUACAUCUGGCUCAUCGCAUACGGCACGCUGUGCACUGGCGACGGCACCCGUGCGGACGAGGAAGACGGUACCACCAUCAGUCAGCUCGUGGACCAGCUCAAGGAGAUCCGUACUGGACUGCCGAUCAGCCCCCCGCAGACGCUGCUAAACAAAGUAGUGCGCAAGGUGCUCGAGUGGAUUUCGGUACCUAUUCUGGCACGGAUCGUGCUCCUGUGGGUGCGCGGUGUCAUUAGCUACAGCGAUUUCUCUUUCUACCAGCUGUACUAUCGCACCUCAGAAGCGCCGGUUCCACUGCUUCUGCUCGAGGAGAUUGCAUACCGGCACCCACUGCAGAAGCCGCAGGUGUUUGCUGCAUAUUGCGAGAGCUUUGAGUCGAAGGUGCCUGGCUUCCCAGCCGAGAAGCAGAUCAAGCUGCAGAAGGCGGUGAUUAACCGCAUGGCGGUGCUGGUGCAGCUGGACUACUCGGCGCCUGUGCUGCGGUACUUUGACAACAACUCCGAGUACAUGGACGAGAGUAUCGUGGUGUAUUUCAUCCAGCGCACGUUGCAGCAGUUUGAGCCGCCGUACCCGUCUGAAUUCGCCAAGCCUAUGACCAAGCUGAUCGUGCGCGCCUGGAACGGUGUCAAGGUUGCCGCCGAGAAGGAAAAGGCCCAUGUGCGGGUGUUCCUGGCUGCAAUGGCGGGCACAGACGGUGUGGCCCGCCGGUUGCUGCAGUCGCUGCCAGAGCCCGUGUCGCCUGUCGCUGAGUAG